This is a messenger RNA of Hibiscus syriacus, 917 nucleotides long. RefSeq names its product 60S ribosomal protein L7-1-like. The transcript has 5 exons. Gene Ontology annotation, molecular function: structural constituent of ribosome; RNA binding. Lineage: Eukaryota; Viridiplantae; Streptophyta; Magnoliopsida; Malvales; Malvaceae. The record is from RefSeq and is a predicted model, not a curated record. Gene Ontology annotation, biological process: maturation of LSU-rRNA from tricistronic rRNA transcript (SSU-rRNA, 5.8S rRNA, LSU-rRNA). Bases 102 to 854 code for a protein of 250 amino acids. Gene Ontology annotation, cellular component: cytosolic large ribosomal subunit.
AAGCUAUAGCCUAUUGCCGUUGCCUUGCUCCUCAGCUGCGCCACUGUAAUUUUACUUAUUGGCUUAUCUCUUGGUUUUUAACUGUACUAAACAGAGAGACUAUGGCGGAAGAGGAAGGGCAGCCAUUGGCCUACGUAUCAGAGAUAGUAUUGAAGAAAAGGAAAAUAAGAUAUGAGCUAGCGAUUACGAGGACACAGUUGGAACUGGGAAAAUAUGGAGCCAAGAAAAGCAACAACCAAUCCCAUGUUUCUGACAUCAAAAGACCCGAGCAGUUCAUAAAAGAGUUCAGAGACAAGGAAUUGGACCUGAUCAGAAUGAAACAGAGGGCAAAUAGGCCAAAAUCAAUGAUAUCAAAGCCGAAAUCAAACUUACUAUUCAUUAUCCGUAUACAAGGCAAAAAUGACAUGCAUCCAAAAACAAGAAAGAUCUUAUACAAACUAAGAUUGAGGAAAGUUUUCAGUGGUGUCUUUGUGAAGGAAACUGAGGGUGUAAUAGACAUGUUGCAGAAGGUGGAGCCAUAUGUCACUUUUGGAUACCCUAAUCUUAGGAGUGUGAAGGAGCUUGUUUACAAGAAAGGUUAUGCAAAGAUUUACAAGAAAGCAGUUCCUCUGACUGAUAAUAACAUCAUUGAGCAGACAUUGGGAAAGUAUGGCAUCAUAUGCAUAGAAGAUAUCAUACACAAAAUCGCAAAUGUCGGUCCACAUUUCAAGGAGGUUGUUCAUUUUAUGGGACCCUUUAUGCUUAGCAAGCCAGAAGAUGGAUUAAUCCAUGGGAAGAAACAGUCAUAUAAAGAAGGGGGAGAUGCUGGAAAUCGCGAAAACGAAAUCAAUGAUCUAAUCAACAAAAUGAAUUAAGCUCCAAUGUUAUAGUUCCUUGUAGCUUUCUAUAAACCUGCAUGGGAUGUAAUCCAGUUAAGU